Molecule: messenger RNA, 2082 nt
Organism: Aspergillus saccharolyticus JOP 1030-1
Lineage: Eukaryota; Fungi; Ascomycota; Eurotiomycetes; Eurotiales; Aspergillaceae
Product: protein phosphatase regulator GAC1
Exons: 1
Coding region: 1-2082 (693 amino acids)
Biological process (GO): regulation of glycogen biosynthetic process
Cellular component (GO): protein phosphatase type 1 complex
Molecular function (GO): protein phosphatase 1 binding; glycogen binding
Source: RefSeq, a predicted model, not a curated record
AUGCCCUACACUGCGCCGUUGAAGACGUCGCCUUCCGCGCAGCACAUCGAACACACUCAACUCACCCCCAACUCCUGUCCUAACUCGCCCACCGUGGUCUCCUCACACCCACCUCGUCCACACCUACCACGCUCCUACUCAUCGACUUCUUAUGUGCGAAGGCAUCGAAGGAGUCCUUCCAAUAGCAAGGCAUUUACCUUCCCAGCCCCAGAUCAUUCUUCAAAUCCAGACCAUGUCAGCCACUCGCAGUCGAGCAUCCGAAAGUCUCCUCCACCCCUGAGUGACGCCGUUAUUCCUCCAGGGGCCUUGAUUUCCCCUCCUGACUCUGCUCCCAAUUCUAGUGAUGAAGAGACAUUAUAUCGACCACAGGGUGAGCUGCAACUAGAUAAACUGGAGGCAGCCGUGAGGUCAAUCGAGCAAAGGAGGGUGUCCUCGCCAGAAAGACCGGUUGAGGAGGAGAAGUCAUCUUCAAGCAUGGCAUCUUCAACUGCCGAUUCCGUAAAACAUAUGCGGCCACCUCUUUCCCGGGAAGCUCGCAAGAUCUCUCAUUCGCGUUCCGCUACUGAGUCUAUGGUUGAUCACAAGCAAGACGAAGUCUUAACUACCUCGCCGGAAGAAAGUGAUCGGGACGACGAACCUCGUGUAAAGCAUCCGAUGGUCCGCAAGAAGUCGGGAGAGCUGGUUCGCCCCGCACUUCGCCCGGCUUCGGCGCGGCGGCGUCCGUCUAGUAUGCCGGGGACGCCAACAUUCUCUAAAGCUGUCCAUUUUGAUGCUCAAUUGGAACAUAUUCGGCACUUCCUGCAGCUGGACAAGCCCCAAGCUGUUAGUGCGGACACGUCUCCUGUCGAUGACUAUGACGCUGCUGGGGAGUUCCCUUUCCGUCAUACGGCUAAUGAUAACGCCUGGGAAUGGGAGAUUGCCCUCAACAACUUCCCCUCUGAUGUCUCCUCUCGGGCACAUCAACGCGUCCGUCUGGAACGUCUACACCUCUCUGCCGACAAGAAUACCCUGAUUGGUGUCGUGGCUGUUGCUAAUCUGGCCUUUCACAAGCACGUUGCGGCUCGUUUCACGUUGGAUCAUUGGAAAACUGUAUCUGAGGUCACGGCAGAAUACAAUCACAAUCACCGACGGGAUCAUGCGAAUGAUGCCUACGAUAGGUUCUCAUUCAAUAUCAAGUUGAAUGACCAGACAAACCUCGAAAAGAAGACCAUGUUCGUGUGCAUACGCUACAAUGUCGAGGGCCAAGAAUACUGGGACAACAACCAUCACAAGAACUUCCAAGUUAAUUUCAUCAAAACAGCCAAACCUAGAGUCGGGCAGCAGAACCUUCAACCUGCAAAGCCCCGCACCUCGUUGCCUCGCAGUAGGAGCUUUGUGGUUUCCACCAGCCGUCCUCAAUCAAUGCCUCCGUCUUUUGACAACUUCUCUGACAUGGAUAAGUAUGUGUCUUUCGGCACGCCUCCCAAGACCGGAAAAGAGGCUCCACUGUGCGACGACGAGCCCCACGAUGUUGAGGUCGCUGCUCCUAUUCGUCGCGAUAAGCAGAAUCAUCAGGUUUUUGGCAAUCGCUACGACUUUGAGGCAUCAUUGUCGGCGGCCAUGAAGACCAAACCAACACAUGAUCGAACAACGUUGGCUGCACGGGCCAAAACCAAUACCCCACCGCACAUUCAUCAUCAGCACGCAUCCGAGAAGCGGUCAACCGCUCGUGAUAACAGCACCAUUCCUACGGCUGGUAAUGGCCACCAGACAAGCUCCGCAUCCUAUCACAAACCUUCCACUCUAGUAUCGAGCAAGCCGCAUCGCGAGUCCUCCGUCUACAAGGAGCUUGUGGAUAAAUAUUGUUUCUUUGGCUCUUCCAAUUUUUCAACCGACGGCAAUGAUGCUACAACUGUCAGAGAUUUUGCAAGCCGAACGAACUCCAGCAGCAGUUCGAGCGCCGGAUCACCAUGCUCGUCACCUCAUAUUGAGGCGGCCUAUGGUGGUGAUUCACGGACCUCCUCCCCCAGUCACAUCGGAUUUCCGUACAUUCAGAAUAAUUUCUUGAAAGAAACAAACACACCGGCUAUUAUCCAGGGAUAA